CUAAAAAACAUGUUAAGUAACCAUUUAGUAUUGUAAAGUAAUGUGUGGACUAAGUUUACUACAGUAAUAUGGUUCCUUGGAGCUCAAAACUCACCUGAAGAUCUUUCCCUUCCCCUGACACUACCGGGGGGGGGGGAAUCAUCAGGUAAUCCAUUGUUUAUUAUUCAUCUUGCCAUUUUAAAUUUUCGUUCCAUAUUUAUUAAUCACUAUUAUAACGUAGUGGUAACGGUUCUCAGCCAAACCCUUCUCGGUGAUCCAUUGUGGUCACGUCUUCGUAGUUGGGAUCAUCGUCAUCAGUAGAGGAACGUGGUGACCGUCUUGCCCGAUGAAGUGGUAAUCAAAUUCCCACUUAUUUCUUAAUAUUUUGACCUCACAGUGACCUGACUCCCCCUACCUGGCCCGGGUCACGUCAUGUCCCCCCGUGUGGUGUGCAGGUGUCACACCCGAGGAAGUUAAUUAACUGACACGUGGCGAAUAUGAUAAAAGUAAAAUAAGUAAUGCGGGAUUUCUUGAUUUUGGUUUAAUUUAAUACAAAUCACUCAAUAUCUCGUAUAAAAAUUAAUUAAAAAACGUUCACUAUGAUUCCGUUUGAUCUUAUACAUAUAUAUAUAUACAUAAUACAUGCAGUAUGGAAAAUUUUCUUUUUAAUCUGGGCUUAUUGCCAAGUCUAAUGAAGCAUCACCCUCAUCUGUUGUCUGGUUCCCGUUAGUUAUAUCAUUUGGCGCCAUAAGUCUCGUCAGCAUGGUUAUGGCGUCACAACUAUCCUAUCAAUGUUUAGAGUACAGUAUUUAAACAUGGCCGCCGGGAGAUUCGAGUUGACGUCGAUGGAGGAAAGUAAGUGCAAUUUAGUGUCUGGAGCAGGUGUUGAGCAAUCAGGGGAUGCCAGAAUAAGAACAUAAGAAUGGAGGAAACUGCAGCGGGCUAUUGGCCCAUACUGGGCAGUCCCGUUUACACCCAACCCCUAUUGCUUAUAUAAGCAUCCAACCUAUGUUUGAGGCUAUUCAGCGUAUUCGAGUUAAUGAUGAUAUUUGGUAACUUGUUCCCAAGUACAGUGUGUUAAUUCUUGAAAAAGUUUGAGGUAGUAGGAGGCCUCUGAUGUUAUGUGGUGAGCUUGCUUGAUGGUGUUGAAACCGGAUGAUACCAUUAUGCCUGUCUAUUAACCAGCAUCAGGUCCCUUCCCCCACUCUACUGCCCGGUGUGUGGUGAAGUGACGUAACCACUGCAAGAAUCAUAAAGAUGUGGACCUGACACGGGGAUUAUUUUACCCUUCAAAAGACUGUUUUACCUUACAAGGCUUCCCCGCUGUGAUGGAGGUUACAUAACUUCCCUCCCCACCCUAAUCCUAUGCUCAAGUUAAACUCAUUGAAUAUAUGAAGAGUCAAUUAUGUUCUUUCCCAAUUGUUAUAUAAUAUAUUGAUACACUUAAGGACUUUAAUUAUUGAAGUAUAGAACACAACAAAUCAAUACUGUAAGUACAAAUAAUAUGAUUGGAAGUGUAAAGUAGUAGUAUUAGGCCUAUAAUGUACAUUCCGAGAAAUAAAUAUUGUCAUGCCAAUCAUACUUCUCGUAACCAAAAUCAACAGUAAUACAGUAAUAAUAUUAUUCUCAUGCACCAAUUGUAUAAGAUACUUGAGGUUAUCACCGUAUUCUUUGAUGACAUGUUUUGGAAUAUAAAUUUCAUUGAUCAUCUUCGAAUUUUAACCUGUGGCUAAAUGUUAUACACAGGUAGGAUUUUGUCUGGAAGGAAACUGAAUGGCAGGAUUAUGUCCAUUUUUUCUUUUUGUUUUUUUUUGCGUGGAGAUAGACCGGUGAUAUUUUUUGUCCACUUAUUUUCGUGAUCGGAUUUUUUAGGCCAUUGGAGAAAACGUGUUUUAUAAUGUGUUAGUAUCGGGACCGUUAUGCAUUUCUGUAUGUCAGGUCACCUUAGGGAUUUGACCCAGGACAGGUGUUGGUCAGGUCAGGUUGGAGAUUAUGAGUGGAGCUUAGGGUUGAGCGGCCAAUCACAGCGAAGGUUGGACCCCCCAAAUUUUUAACGUCUUUUCAUCACCAGAGAAUAAAAGGGGUCGGACGGCGAUCACAACCAUUCAUUUACUUGGUGACCACUGAAGUAAGACAUUUCCUCACCCCUGCUCUCUCAAACCGCAGUGAUGGACUACGAAGAUCUUACUCUCGAAGAUUUGACUCCAGUGGCAGACUUUGGCGAGGUUGCUGACAUAGAUUUCACUGAUGUGAAAUGCGAAUUGAAGAAUCUACUACAAGAGACUACCCAGGUUCGGCAUAACGUGAGGGCGGAGUUGGAUAAGAUGAAGGACUUUUCCAAAGUGUGCCCGAAGCCCACUCGAGCUUUACCCAAACCAUGUGACGAUGUGAAAAAUAAGGUGGAUGUUAGAAGUGUGUACAUUGGCAGCCUUGAUGGUAACAUUACCGAGGAAGACUUGGUAGAACAUUUCCAAUUGUGCGGUGUGGUAAAGAGUGUUAACAUUCAACGUAAAACCAGUGGUAAAUCUAAAGGAAAGGGGUUUGCCUAUAUCCUCUUCAAGGACAAAUUUUCUGUGGACUUAGCGUUGACUUUGAACGGGUGUGCGUGUAAAGGUGUUAAGCUGAAAGUGGAACCCAAGAAUACUGACGCGAGCACAAGUGAUCGUCAGUUCAAGUGCUCCAGCAAGAUGAGACGACACAACCAAUCUGCUGGGAACCGCAGACUUGCUCUUGUUCCCUCUCAGUGAUCAAGAAAAACGGCCAGGCUCUUGUGGUUCAGGAAUAGUCUUUGUCUAUAUAUAGCUAUAAAAGCGCUGCAAAUUGUAUUAUGUGUACAUUAUUGUAUGA
This is a messenger RNA of Homarus americanus (American lobster), 2826 nucleotides long. RefSeq names its product polyadenylate-binding protein 2-like. Lineage: Eukaryota; Metazoa; Arthropoda; Malacostraca; Decapoda; Nephropidae. Gene Ontology annotation, molecular function: RNA binding. The transcript has a single exon. Bases 2148 to 2726 code for a protein of 192 amino acids. The record is from RefSeq and is a predicted model, not a curated record.